This is a messenger RNA of Aspergillus sclerotioniger CBS 115572, 1194 nucleotides long. Its product is annotated as putative transcription initiation factor TFIID subunit 13. The transcript has 2 exons. Gene Ontology annotation, biological process: transcription by RNA polymerase II; RNA polymerase II preinitiation complex assembly. The coding region runs from base 177 to 986 and encodes 269 amino acids. NCBI's taxonomy places the organism in Eukaryota, Fungi, Ascomycota, Eurotiomycetes, Eurotiales, Aspergillaceae. The record is from RefSeq and is a predicted model, not a curated record. Gene Ontology annotation, cellular component: transcription factor TFIID complex. Gene Ontology annotation, molecular function: protein heterodimerization activity.
AUGAUAUCAGGCCAGCAGCUUGGAGGUGGGCAGAAGCCUUUCACUGACCAUCUUGGUAGAUUCCGGUCGCUGACGGCCUCUCUUGCUCUGUUUGCUCGCACACCAGGACAAUCCAGCACUGCACUUUUGAGUGGCACUGAACAAGAUCGCAACAAGAGACCAGCCAUUCUGCCAGGAUGUCAUCCGGCAUCCCCAUUCACCGCCUACCCACCGUGACCUCCGGCCGUCAUCCCGCCGCAGCUCCUUCAGCACGAAAACCGUCGGUUGCCUAUCCUCUGCCGUUGCAGCAUACGUCCAGGGCUCCAUCCGGCCCUCCCCGUCAACCUAGCACUGGCCAUGUUUCGAGUCAGCUCGCUCCUCCUUGGCCAUUCAACCCUCAAGAAACAGCGCUAAUCCGAGCCGGAUAUCGUCCCGCCUUCACUCCGGAACCCGUCGCCGCAGACCAAGAGAACGCCUCUUCCCAAAAGCCCAAGAGGAUGGCUGAACCUCGAGCCCGUGCCGCCCGGCACAAGGGCCAGAUGAACUUUGCAUCUGAACUCCGUCUCCUACUCCUUGCCUAUGGUGACCCCAGCCCUCACCCUUCUUUCUCCCCUGAACCUCUCCCCGAAACUGUUCGCGUCCUCGAUGAAAUCGUCACCGAUUUUGUCCUUGAAAUGUGUCAUGGCGCGGCGCAGUACGCGAGUUACUCCCGCCGACAGAAGAUCAAGGUCGAUGAUUUCCGCUUCGCGCUUCGUCGGGACCCGAACAAGCUGGGUCGUGUUCAGGAAUUGUUGCGCAUGGAGCGCGAGUUGAAAGAAGCUCGAAAGGCGUUCGAUCAGAAUGACGACCAGGUUGGAAAUUUGAAAGAUGCCGGCAAGAAGGGCCUCGAGGAACUUGGUGAAAGUGUCGAUGGAAAGAAGAGCAAGGGAAAAGGAAAGAAAAACGCCAGAAGAGAUUCGGAUGUCACGGAGGAUGCGAUGCCGAAGAAGAGAAAGGUCGUGGGAUGAGCCAUAUGCUUUGUGCUUUGUGGCUGGUUCUUUCGUUUUCAUCUACAUUUAACUGGCGUUGGGGGACUGGGGAUAGGGUUUCUUUCAUCUAAUAUAUAUUAUAUCCACUAUCUGGUCGGCAUCGGGGGCGUUUAUCGAAACAGAUAGACAGUUUAAUGCUUUUUAGCUUAUCGAGGAAUCCAUCCUGCUCAAAAGGGUUAAGCUGCAG